Molecule: messenger RNA, 1218 nt
Organism: Clonostachys byssicola
Lineage: Eukaryota; Fungi; Ascomycota; Sordariomycetes; Hypocreales; Bionectriaceae
Source: the annotation of a GenBank genome assembly
AUGGCUACCACACAAGGAUGGAGGCAGCUUGACAUUGCCAUCAUUGGGGGCGGUAUUGGUGGCCAAGCUAGCGCGACAUCGUUGCGCCGACAAGGCCACAAAGUGACCAUUUACGAGAGAGCGGACUUUGCUGGUGAAGUUGGUGCUUCCAUCUCGUGCGCUGCCAACGGGACAAGAUUCCUAGAGGAGUGGAAAGUGAACAUUGAGCUUGGCGACCCCGUUGUACUGAAAAAACUCAUCAGCCGUGACUGGAAGACGGGUGAGCCUGUCAGUGUGUAUGACUUGGCUGAUUACAAGGAGCGAUGGGGAUAUACGUACUACAUGUUCCAUCGGCAAUACAUGCACACCAUGCUCAUGGACAGUGCCCUCUCGGAAAGUGGUGACGGAAUUCCAGCAAAGUUGAUUGUCAAUCACAAGGCUGAGACCGUUGACCCUGAAACUGGGGAAAUCACCUUUUCUAACGGGAACAAGGCAAAGCACGAUGUCGUCAUUGGAGCCGACGGAAUCGGCUCAGCCGUCCGCAAAUCUCUGGGCAUUGAAGUCUCCAGGACUCCCGCCACUUGCACCUGUCUACACGCAAACGUAGACACGGAGAAAGCAGUAAAGCUCGGUCUGAUUGACUACUCCCAGAACUCAGCCAUUGAGUAUUGGGGUGGCUAUCACACGCACUAUAAGAUUGUCUUGUCCCCGUGCAAUGGUGGUAAGCUCCUGUCGUACUACUGCUUCUUUCCUCGAGAGGCUGGCGAUGUCCGCGCUCAGAAGUGGGAUGAGGCAUCCACCGUGGAAGAGCUCCUAGCCCCAUACCCCGACCUUGAUCGAAACGUGUUCAAGCAUCUUGCACUUGGGUACGAGGUACGGCCCUGGCGCUUGUGGCUUCACGAGCCCUAUCCCCUUUGGCAAAAGGGUGUUGCAUGCAUCAUAGGCGAUGCAGCCCAUCCGAUGAUGCCGGAUCAAAGCCAGGGCGCAUGCCAGGCGAUAGAGGAUUCAGGUGCGCUUGGCCUCGUUUUCAGCAAACAAAACUUCAAUGGAGAUAUCAAACAAGCAUUGGAGGUCUUUGAAGAAGUACGCAAGCCACGGGGAACAAAGGUUCAAGCUGCAUCAGCAAGGGCUCGUGAAAAUAUUAACGAGAGAAUUGGCUUCUCGAGCAAUACCGACAAUGAGGUGUAUGCAGUUGCAAACGAAGAGGGCAAGCUGACCAUUGAUGAAAUGAACCGGUAA